AUGCUUUUGCUCAGCAAGUCCCAGAAAUCUUGGAUUGAAGGAGUGUUCAACAAGAGAGAAUGUAACAAAAUCAUACCCAGCUCUAAAGACCCUCACAGAUGCACUGCAGGAUGUCAGGUCUGUCAGAAUUUAAUCAGGUGUUACUGUGGACUAUUGAUUAGAGACCAUCAUGGGAUAGAUUAUACUCGGACAGUCUCAGCUGCCAGCAGUAGUGAAGAUGAACAAUGGUCUGUUGAAAAGCACACAACGAAAAGCCCUACGGAUACCUUUGGCACGAUUAACUUCCAACAUGGAGAGCACAUCCACCACUCCAAGUAUAUUAGAACUUCUUAUGACACAAAGUUGGAUCACCUGUUACAUUUAAUGUUGAAAGAGUGGAAGAUGGAACUGCCAAAGCUGGUAAUCUCCGUCCAUGGUGGUAUCCAGAACUUCAAGAUGCCCUCAAAACUUAAAGAGAUCUUCAGCCAAGGUUUGGUCAAAGCUGCAGAGACAACAGGAGCAUGGAUAAUAACUGAAGGCAUUAAUACAGGUGUGUCCAAACAUGUUGGGGAUGCCCUGAAAGCCCACUCGUCGCAGUCCUUGAGAAAAAUCUGGACAGUUGGAAUCCCUCCUUGGGGUGUCAUUGAGAACCGGAAAGAUCUUAUUGGAAGAGAUGUAGUGUGCCUGUACCAGACUCUGGGAAACCCCCUCAGCAAGCUCACAACACUCAACUGCAUGCACUCCCACUUUAUCCUGUCUGAUGAUGGCACUGUGGGCAAGUAUGGCAAUGAGAUGAAGCUCAGGAGGAACUUGGAAAAGUACCUCUCUCUGCAGAAGAUACAUAGUUGCUCUGGACAAGGCGUGCCCGUGGUGGGGCUGGUGGUGGAAGGUGGCCCCAAUGUCAUCCUCUCAGUGUGGGAGACUGUGAAAGACAAAGACCCGGUGGUGGUGUGCGAAGGCACAGGCAGGGCAGCUGACCUCCUGGCCUUCACCCACAAACACUUAGCAGACGAAGGGACCCUGCGUCCUCAGGUGAAGGAGGAGAUCAUUUGCAUGAUGCAGAGCACCUUCAACUUUAGCCUUAAGCAGUCCAGGCACCUUUUCCAGAUCCUGAUGGAGUGCAUGGUGCACAGGGAUUCUAUUACCAUCUUUGAUGCUGAUUCUGAGGAGUCACAGGACCUUGAUUUAGCAAUCCUAACAGCUCUGCUAAAGGGCACGAAUUUAUCAGCAUCAGAACAAUUGAAUCUGGCAAUGGCUUGGGACAGAAUGGACAUUGCCAAGAAACAUAUCCUAAUUUAUGGACAACACUGGAAGCCUGGCUCUCUAGAACAAGCGAUGUUAGAUGCCUUGAUGAUGGAUCGAGUUGAUUUUGUGAAGCUCUUAAUAGAGUAUGGAGUGAACCUCCAUCGCUUUCUUACUAUCUCCCGACUGGAAGAGCUCUAUAAUACAAAACAAGGACCAACCAAUAUGCUCUUGCAUCAUCUUGUCCAAGAUGUAAAACAGCAUACCCUUCUCUCAGGCUACAGGAUAACGCUGAUUGACAUCGGACUGGUAAUAGAAUACCUUAUUGGUGGAGCAUAUCGCAGCAGCUACACUAGAAAAACUUUCAGAGCCCUCUACAACAACCUCUACAGAAAACAUAAGCCUGCUCUUCACCGAAGACGCUGCUCAGGAAAUAGAAAGGAAUCUACAGAGAGCACCCUGCAUUCCCAGUUCAUUAGAACUGCCCAACCUUACAAAGUCAAGGAAAAGUCUGUAGCCCUUCAUAAAUCAAGGAAGAAGUCAAAAGAAGAACAAAAUAUAUCAGAUGACCCUGAUUCUACUGGCUUUAUUUAUCCUUAUAAUGACCUGCUAGUGUGGGCUGUACUAAUGAAAAGGCAGAAGAUGGCCAUGUUCUUUUGGCAGCAUGGUGAGGAGGCCACAGUCAAGGCAGUGAUUGCUUGUAUCCUCUACCGAGCAAUGGCCCGGGAAGCCAAAGAGAGCAACAUGGUCGAUGAUGCUUCUGAAGAACUGAAAAAUUACUCAAAGCAGUUUGGCCAGCUUGCCCUGGAUGUGCUGGAGAAGGCAUUCAAACAGAAUGAAAGAAUGGCCAUGAAGCUGUUGACCUAUGAACUCAAGAACUGGAGCAAUUCCACCUGUUUGAAGCUGGCUGUUUCUGGAGGGUUGAGGCCCUUUGUUUCACAUACUUGUACCCAAAUGCUACUAACUGAUAUGUGGAUGGGGCGUCUGAAAAUGAGGAAAAACUCUUGGUUAAAGAUCAUCAUCAGUAUUCUUUUCCCACCUGCCAUUUUGACAUUGGAGUUUAAAAGCAAAGCAGAAAUGUCGCAUGUCCCACAGUCCCAGGACUUUACAUGGUAUAAUGGUGACCAGAACACCAGCACUGUCAAAGAAAAUUCUUGUCAGAAAGACUGUGAUUUGGAAAGGGGACCUGAUGAGAAAACCGAUGAAAGUCAGCACUUUGAUUUAAAGAGUGGGCCCCAAACCCUUCCUUGGACCAGGAAAGUCUAUGAGUUCUACAGUGCUCCAAUUGUGAAGUUUUGGUUUUAUACGAUGGUGUACUUGGCAUUCCUUAUGCUGUUCACUUACACCGUGUUGGUGGAGAUGCAGCCCCAGCCCAGCGCGCAAGAGUGGCUUGUUAUUAUCUACAUCUUCACCAAUGCCAUUGAGAAAGUCAGGGAGGUCUGUAUUUCAGAACCUGGGAAGUUUACUCAAAAGGUGAAGGUAUGGAUUAGCGAGUACUGGAACUUAAUGGAAACGGUGGCUAUUAGCCUGUUUUUGGUGGGAUUUGGCUUUCGGUGGGGUGACCCACCUUUCUACACAGCGGGAAGACUGAUAUACUGCAUCAACAUCAUAUUCUGGUUCUCACGGCUCCUGGACUUCUUUGCUGUGAAUCAACAUGCAGGUCCCUAUGUGACCAUGAUUGCAAAAAUGACAGCAAACAUGUUCUACAUUGUGAUCAUCAUGGCCAUCGUCCUCCUGAGCUUUGGAGUGGCACGGAAAGCCAUCCUUUCACCAAAGGAGCCCCCAUCCUGGACCCUUGCCCGAGAUAUCGUAUUUGAGCCAUACUGGAUGAUAUAUGGAGAAGUCUAUGCUUCAGAUAUAGAUGUUUGUUCAAGCCAGCCGUCCUGCCCUCCUGGUUCUUUUCUUACUCCAUUCCUGCAAGCUGUCUACCUCUUCGUGCAAUAUAUCAUCAUGGUGAACCUGUUGAUAGCUUUCUUUAAUAACGUUUACAUAGAUCUGAAAUCCAUUUCAAAUAACCUGUGGAAAUACAAUCGCUAUCGUUACAUCAUGACCUACCAUGAAAAGCCUUGGCUGCCCCCACCUUUUAUCCUGCUGAGUCACAUUGGUCUCCUGCUUCGCCGUCUUUGCCAGCACCAAGCUCCAAAUGACCAAGAAGAGGGUGAUGUUGGAUUAAAACUCUACCUAAGUAAGGAGGAUCUGAAAAAACUUCACGAUUUUGAAGAACAGUGUGUGGAAAAGUACUUCCACGAGAAGAUGGACAAUCUGAAUUGUAGUUGUGAGGAACAAAUUCGAGUGACAUCAGAAAGGGUUACCGAGAUGUAUUUCCAGCUGAAAGAAAUGAAUGAAAAGGUGUCUUUCAUAAAGGACUCCUUAUUGUCGUUGGACAGCCAGGUGGGACACCUGCAGGAUCUCUCUGCCCUGACAGUGGAUACCUUAAAAGUCCUUUCCGCUGUUGACACCUUACAAGAAGAUGAGGCUCUCCUGGCCAACAGAAAGCAUUCUACUUGCAGAAAACUUCCCCACAGCUGGAGCAAUGUCAUCUGUGCAGAGGUUCUGGGCAGCAUGCCACUCUCUGAGAAGAAGUAUCAGUGUUAUAGCAUGCCCCCUUCUUUGCUGCGGAGCCUGGCCAGAGGCUGGUAUCCUCCACGAGGGCAGAAAGGGCCCUUUCUUGAGAUUACACAUCAAGAGGCUUCAAAUGUAAGAGAUGAGCAAGGAGAACAAGAAACAGAAAAUCAUGUAGUUGCUUCUGGGGUGAUGCUGAACAGACAAGCACACCCAAAAUAUGGCCAAUAUCUCCUGGUCCCUUCUUAUUUAGAACAAGUUUCUUAUCCUGCAAAAACUGACUUGCCUCUGUCCAGACCAUCUGUGGAAGCAGGUACAGAUGGGCUGACAACUGAACAUGUCAGCCAGACUGAGGUCCCUGUUCAUCUGAUGUGGCAGACCCCGGGUGUCUCAGCCCAGGGCCCCAUGGUGGAAACCAAGGAGCAGUGUGAGUCACUUGCUCAGAUACCAGCCAGACCAGACGAGGGGGAACAAGUGCUCCCCACUUUGAUUUGCACACCUGGACCCACGAGAGUGACCUCCCUCCCUUCCCAAGUCAUGAGCAUGCAACCUGGAGGUGGAUAUGUGAACUGGGCAUUUUCAGAAGGUGAUGAAACUGGUGUGUUUAGCACCAAGAAACACUGUCAGAUCAGCGUGGCCUCCUCUUGUAACCAUGACUCCAGACAGAGUGAACACGGCCAGAGGCAGAUCCGGGGCAGAUCCCUGUCUGAUAACUCCGCAAGACUGGCCCAGAGCAAUUGCUCAGAAGCACUUCCACGGCUCCAGCCAAACACAUCCUUUCGAAUCAGUCCGCUUCGGAAAGACAAGCCCUUCACUGGGAAUCAGAGCUUGAGAUUACACAAGGAGGAGAAGUUGAAGAUCUCUAAGAUUAAAAAUCUAUCAAAAUUCUCAGAAAUAGGACAGUCAAAAUGGAUCAAAACAAAAAUGCUAACCAAGGAUAGGAAACUGUCGAAGAAGAAGAAGAAAACACAAGGACUACAGGUGCCAGUCAUAACAGUCAACACCUGCUCUCAAAGUGACCAAUUGAACCCAGAGCCUGGAGAUAAUAAGAUCUCAGAAGCACAGAAGGGCAGCAAGAACUGGAUUCCAGUGUCCAAAUUUAAUCAGAUAAGUCUAGAAUCUUACAUAUAUCAGAAAAUGAAAACUAAAGAAGCUGAACGACAUCCUAUACAAGUCAGUGAUUAUGGAAGGCAGUCUCAAGAGGAUCUUACCAAAAGCUCUUUGUGGGAUUCCAGGAGCACCACAGUCAAUAGGAAGUCUCAGUUGAGAAGUUCAAAUGGAAUUAACAAAAUCUCAGACUCCUUAAAAAGCCCUCCAGAGCCUCACCAUCAUUAUUCAGCCAUUGAAAGAAACAAUUUAAUGAGGCUUUCUCAGACCAUACCAUUUACACCAAUCCAACUGUUUGCAGGAGAAGAAGUAACAGUCUACAGGCUGGAGGAGAGUUCCCCCUUGAAUCUGGAUAAAAGCAUGUCUUCUUGGUCCCAGCGGGGGAGAUCUGCUAUGAUCCAGGUGUUGUCCCAAGAGGAGAUGGAUGGUGGCCUUCGCAAAGCCAUGAGAGUCAUUAGCACCUGGUCUGAGGAUGACAUCCUCAAGCCAGGGCAGGUUUUCAUUGUGAAGUCCUUUCUUCCUGAGGUUGUGCAGACAUGGCACGAAAUCUUCCAGGAGAGUACUGUGCUUCAUCUUUGCCUUAGGGAAAUUCAACAACAAAGAGCUGCUCAAAAACUGAUCUAUACCUUCAACCAAGUAAAACCACAAACCAUUCCUUACACUCCAAGGUUCCUGGAAGUUUUCUUAAUUUACUGCCAUUCAGCCCAGCAGUGGUUGACCAUUGAGAAGUAUAUGACGGGGGAGUUCCGGAAGUACAAUAACAACAACGGUGAUGAAAUUGCCCCCAACAACACCUUGGAGGAGCUGAUGUUGGCUUUCUCCCACUGGACCUAUGAGUAUACUCGGGGAGAGCUGCUGGUUUUAGAUUUGCAAGGUGUUGGAGAAAAUUUGACAGAUCCAUCUGUAAUAAAACCUGAAGACAAACAAUCAAGAGGAAUGGUGUUUGGACCAGCCAAUUUAGGGGAAGAUGCAAUUAGAAACUUCAUUGCAAAACAUCGUUGCAACUCCUGCUGCCGGAAGCUCAAACUCCCGGACUUAAAAAGAAAUGACUACUCUCCUGGAAGGAUAAAUUCUGCCUUUGGACUUGAAAUCAAAAUAGAACCGGCUGAGGAGAUUCCAGAGGGGGAAGAGGGUAGUAAUUCUCCAGAAGACCUCACACGAUUGUAA
Messenger RNA from Budorcas taxicolor (takin), 6057 nucleotides. It is a transcript of the gene TRPM6, whose product is annotated as transient receptor potential cation channel subfamily M member 6. Gene Ontology annotation, molecular function: ATP binding; protein serine/threonine kinase activity; monoatomic cation channel activity. Gene Ontology annotation, cellular component: apical plasma membrane. The transcript is spliced from 39 exons. Bases 1 to 6057 code for a protein of 2018 amino acids. Gene Ontology annotation, biological process: monoatomic cation transmembrane transport; protein phosphorylation; protein tetramerization. The record is from RefSeq and is a predicted model, not a curated record. Lineage: Eukaryota; Metazoa; Chordata; Mammalia; Artiodactyla; Bovidae.